This is a messenger RNA of Trypanosoma rangeli, 903 nucleotides long. Its product is annotated as fatty acid elongase. The transcript has a single exon. The record is from RefSeq and is a predicted model, not a curated record. The coding region runs from base 1 to 903 and encodes 300 amino acids. Gene Ontology annotation, biological process: fatty acid elongation, monounsaturated fatty acid; sphingolipid biosynthetic process; fatty acid elongation, saturated fatty acid. NCBI's taxonomy places the organism in Eukaryota, Euglenozoa, Kinetoplastea, Trypanosomatida, Trypanosomatidae. Gene Ontology annotation, molecular function: fatty acid elongase activity. Gene Ontology annotation, cellular component: endoplasmic reticulum membrane.
AUGGCAGACGUAUUCAUGCAGAUGAGCACUUGGCGCACAGAAGACUUCCGUGGCGAAUAUGUGCGGGAUUGGAUGCAGGGGCACACGGAUGUGCCCGUCCUCGCAGUGGUGUUCUACCUCGCCCUUGUGCUGUAUGUGCCACAGCAUGUUAUGGCGCACCGCCGGCCACUGAACCUGCGCUUUCUGAACAUAGUGUGGAACCUGCUGCUUACAGUCUUCUCCAUCUGCGGGGCGUACCACUGCGUACCGCGACUGCUGGAGCUGGUCAUCUCCUCGCGUAUCAGUGGGAUGACGGCUGGCCUCAAGCUGGGCCCUAACACCACCGUGCCUGAAUUACAAGGAGGUUUGUAUAACUCCGCUUGUGCUUGGAAUGACAAAAUUUUUUUUGAUGGGACUGUGGGCAUUUGGGUAAGCGCCUUUAUUCUUUCCAAAAUUCCUGAAAUGCUUGACACCGUCUUCCUCGUCUUUCAAAAGAAAUCUGUGAUCUUUCUGCACUGGUACCACCAUGCCACAGUGAUGCUUUUCUGCUGGCACGCGUACGCGUACACCAUUUCCAGCGGGCUGUGGUUUGCAACGAUGAACUACUGCGUGCACGCCAUCAUGUAUUUCUACUACUUUAUCUGUGCAUGUGGACUGCGUAAGAUGAUUCGCCCCAUUGCCCCAUUCAUCACGAUGAUGCAGCUCCUCCAAAUGGUGGUGGGGACGCUCAUUGUGGGAUACACGGCCUACCACUCGUACCUGAGCGGGUACGGCUGCGAGGUGAACCGCACAAGCAUUCGCCUUGGCCUUGUGAUGUACAUCAGCUAUUUUAUCCUCUUUUUACAGCUGUACCACAGAAGCUAUAUCAAGCCCAAGGCGAAUCCAGCGUUGAAGAUGUCGAAUGGAGAGAAAAAAUACAACUAA